AUGAAGGCCGCUUCACUGCUUUAUGUGCUUUCGGCCCCAUUGCUCUUUGUCAACGCGGACACCAAUUCGACCGAUCACCAGCAGUGGGAAGAAUCACUUGAUGCCUUCAUCAUGAUUCAACAGGACAUAUCACUGCAGGGGAUGCUAAACAACAUCGUCGAUGGUAUGGUGGUUGCUGGUCGGUCAGAUCCAGAUUACUGGUUUACGUGGACCAGAACAGCUGCGUUGACUUUCAAAAUUCUCAUCGAGCGCUCUAAUAGCGAGUACUGGGAUAUGAGGGACACCCCAGAGAUUUCCGAUCACAUAGCCGAUUAUGUGUUAUCACAAGAGGAGCUGCAGACCGUUCGGAAUCCCUCUGGUGGCAUUAGGUCGGGAGGUCUUGGGGAACCCAAGUUCAACGUCAACGGCACUGCUUUCAACAGUGCCUGGAACCGCCCUCAACAAGAUGGUCCGGCGCUCCGUGCUAUAACUCUCAUCAUCUAUGCCGAAAAGCUCCUUGCGAACGCAGGAUAUUUGGAUCAAGACUCAGACGUAUGGGAGAUCUGGCCGAGCAUACAGGAAGAUCUCGAACACACUGUUCGAUACUGGAAUCACACGAGCUUUGAUAUGUGGGAAGAAACAAAGGGCUCUUCGUUCUUCACUCUCUCAGCAUCACAUCGCGCUUUGGUUCAAGGCAUCGAUCUCGCAGAGAGAUUGGGCGAACGCUGUGACGGCUGCGCUGCUACCGCUCCGCAGAUACUGUGUCUCAUGGACAGAUUCUGGGACCUGAAGCACAUGCACGCAAACCUCAACGCCAAAGGUCAACGAAGCGGUAUCGAUGCAGGAACUAUCCUAUCCUCUGUUUACACGGCUCUAGCCAAUCACAAGACAGUGACCGACUCCUUCCGCCCUUUAUACGGCAUUAACACCGGCAUUGCGCAAGGCCAGGGAGUUGCCGUUGGAAGAUAUCCUGAGGAUAAUAAUCACGGCGGUAACCCGUGGUAUGUGACCACGCUCGGCGCUGCAGAGCAGCUCUAUCGAGCGGGACUUCAGUGGCAGGACCAAGGACAAUUGACGAUUGACGAAACCUCGUUACCCUUCUUUCGCGACCUACUACCAACGAUAUCUGUCGGCACCUACCGCAGUGGUUCCGAUCCGGCCAUCUUUCAAUCGGUCUUAUCCGCUGUACGAAACUAUGCGGAUAGCUACAUGGCCUUAGUACAGAAAUACACGCCCACCGAUGGAGGCCUUCCAGAACAAUUCGACAGAAACAACGGCGUGGCUGUUUCUGCCUCGAACUUCACCUGGUCACACGCUGCAUUUUACACGGCCGCGAAUGCACGCGCCAGUGUAAGAGGAUAUUUCUGGCCUGAGCUGAUAAACCAUUCCUUCAGUUCGUCGCAAUGUUACUGUCACGUUCGUGUGACCUUCAGGGUUCGUUCUGAUCCGGGUAAGGUGUUGUAUGUUGUUGGCGAUGUCCGAGAGCUCGGAGAUGGGAAGAAGGAGGAUGCAAGAAUGUUGAGACAAGAGCGUGGUGGCUCUGAAUUCCAAUACCAAUACGCCAACUACUCUGCGCAGAUCGAACUACCUGCGUCGACAAGGAUCAACUACCACUACUUUAUGUUGGGUGUCGGACGUCCCAAGGAGGAGGCCAAGUAUGAGUAUCGGCAUAUCGAAACAGGCGAUUGUGGAAGCGAUGUUGAGAUACUUGGCGACGUCUUCAUUCCCCGUUACUGA
Alternaria triticimaculans is the source of this 1716-nucleotide messenger RNA. RefSeq lists its product as uncharacterized. The record is from RefSeq and is a predicted model, not a curated record. Lineage: Eukaryota; Fungi; Ascomycota; Dothideomycetes; Pleosporales; Pleosporaceae. The transcript has 3 exons. Gene Ontology annotation, biological process: polysaccharide catabolic process. The coding region runs from base 1 to 1716 and encodes 571 amino acids. Gene Ontology annotation, molecular function: glucan 1,4-alpha-glucosidase activity; starch binding. Gene Ontology annotation, cellular component: fungal-type vacuole.